This is a messenger RNA of Magnusiomyces paraingens, 711 nucleotides long. RefSeq lists its product as uncharacterized. The record is from RefSeq and is a predicted model, not a curated record. Bases 1 to 711 code for a protein of 236 amino acids. The transcript has a single exon. NCBI's taxonomy places the organism in Eukaryota, Fungi, Ascomycota, Dipodascomycetes, Dipodascales, Dipodascaceae.
AUGUUUCUGCGUUAUAUUUUUGAUAUGUUGGAAGAGUUUGGUAUGCAGAACUGUUCAAGUGUCAAGACUCCUUUACCCACUCGUGAUCUUUCUGAUUUUUCCGAGUCUGACUCUGCUACCGAUGCCUCCAUGUAUCGCAGUAUUAUUGGUAAGCUGAUUUAUGCUGCUAAUUGUGCUCGUCCUGAUCUUGCUGUUGCUGUUAGCUUUCUUUGUCGAUAUAUGCAGAGUCCUAAGUCUAUUCAUAUGGAAGCUGCUAAGCAUACUCUUCGUUAUCUUAAGGGUACUGCUGAACUUGGUCUUGAAUAUCGAGCUCAGAAAGUCUACAAGCUUGUUGGUUAUAGUGAUGCCGACUAUGCACAGGACAAGCAGGACCGUAAGUCAUUUACUGGGUAUGUUUUCAUUCUGUCUGGUGGUCCCAUUACUUGGGCUUGUCGAAAGCAAGUUAGUCCUGCAUCGUCCAGCGUCGAGUCUGAGUACAUGUCAUUGUCUGAUGCGUCUAAGGAAUGCUUCUGGAUUAAUCAGUUGUUGUCCCUUUGCAAGAUUCCUGUUCCGUUGCCAGUGACUAUGUUUGAGGACAAUCAGGGAUGUAUUGCUUUGGCUCAGAACCCAGUGUUUCAUCGUCGCACCAAGCAUAUUGAUGUUCGGUAUCAUGUUGUGCGUCACUAUAUUCGCAGUGGAGGAUUCAUCUGGAGUAUCUUGAUACUCAAGUGA